CUGCCCCGGCCUCCAGCCACCGCCUCCGGCCCGCAGGCGCGGAGAGGCCGCGCGCUGCCUCGCCACCAGGCUCCAGAAUGGCUGAAGACAACCCAUACGGGGGUGCUGGACAAAUCUUCCAUUUGAAUACUUUACCUCAUACAAUGUUUAAUACAGAAUUAUUCCCACCUGAGAUGUCACUGUCAACAGAUGGCCCAUACCUUCAAAUAUUAGAGCAACCUAAACAGAGAGGAUUUCGUUUCCGUUACGUGUGUGAGGGCCCCUCCCAUGGUGGACUUCCAGGUGCAUCUAGUGAGAAGAACAAGAAGUCCUAUCCCCAGGUCAAAAUUUGCAACUAUAUGGGACCUGCCAAGGUGAUUGUUCAGCUGGUCACAAAUGGAAAAAAUAUCCACCUGCACGCACACAGCCUGGUGGGGAAGCACUGUGAGGAUGGGAUCUGCACAGUAACAACCGGCCCCAAGGACAUGGUGGUGGGCUUUGCAAACCUGGGAAUCCUUCAUGUGACAAAGAAAAAAGUAUUUGAAACACUGGAGGCGCGAAUGACAGAUGCCUGUAUACGAGGCUACAAUCCUGGCCUGUUGGUGCAUCCUGAUCUGGCCUACCUGCAGGCGGAAGGAGGAGGAGACCGACAGCUCACAGAUGGGGAGAAGGAGCUUAUCCGCCAGGCCGCCCUCCAGCAGACCAAGGAGAUGGAUCUGAGCGUGGUGCGCCUCAUGUUCACAGCUUUCCUUCCUGACAGCACGGGGAGCUUCACUCGGCGCCUGGAACCGGUGAUCUCAGACGCCAUCUACGACAGCAAAGCCCCCAAUGCAUCCAAUUUGAAGAUUGUACGGAUGGACAGGACAGCCGGCUGUGUAACUGGAGGGGAAGAGAUCUAUCUGCUCUGUGACAAAGUCCAGAAAGAUGACAUCCAGAUUCGAUUUUACGAAGAGGAGGAAAACGGUGGAGUCUGGGAGGGGUUUGGAGAUUUUUCUCCCACAGAUGUUCAUAGACAAUUUGCUAUUGUUUUCAAAACUCCCAAGUAUAAGGAUGUGAACAUCACAAAACCAGCUUCUGUGUUUGUCCAACUCCGGAGAAAAUCAGACCUGGAAACCAGCGAACCCAAACCUUUUCUCUACUACCCUGAAAUCAAAGAUAAAGAGGAAGUGCAGAGGAAGCGGCAGAAGCUCAUGCCCAACUUUUCGGAUAGUUUCGGCGGAGGCAGUGCGGGAGCUGGAGGCAGAGGCAUGUUCGGGACCGGCGGUGGUGGAGGAGGGAGUACCGGAAGCCCGGGGCCAGGAUACGGCUUUCCACAUUACAGCUUCCCCACGUAUGGAGGGAUUACCUUCCACCCUGGGUCCACCAAAUCCAGCGCUGGGAUGAACCAUGGAACCAUAAACACUGAAUACAAAAGCAGACCGGGAGGUGAUGACAAGAGUGAGGACAGGGAGACUACACAAGACUCUGGGAAGGAAAGUGAAAUCUCAGAACAAGAUAAUGAAUCCAGAAGCAGCAAUGAUGGGGUUCGUUGGACCGCCUUGGUGAGAGCAAAGGAAGAGGAUACUGGUAGGUUUCAAGAUCACCUCUUCCUGGAAAAGGCGAUGCAGUUGGCAAAGCGACAUGCCAAUGCACUCUUCGACUACGCGGUGACAGGAGACGUGAAGAUGCUUCUAGCUGUCCAGCGCCAUCUCACGACGGUGCAGGAUGAGAAUGGGGACAGUGUCUUACAUUUAGCGAUUAUCCACCUUCAUGCCCAGCUUGUAAGGGAUCUGCUAACAGUCACAUCUGGCUUAGUUUCUGAUGACAUCAUCAACAUGAGAAAUGAUCUGUACCAGACGCCCUUGCACUUGGCAGUGAUCACUAAGCAGGAAGACGUGGUGGAGGACUUGCUGAGGGCCGGCGCCGACCUGAGCCUUCUGGACCGUCUGGGUAACUCUGUCUUGCACCUGGCUGCCAAAGAAGGACAUGAUCAAAUUCUCAAUGUCUUACUCAAGCACAAAAAGGCGGCGCCUCUUAUUGACCACCCCAAUGGGGAAGGUCUGAACGCCAUUCACAUAGCCGUGCUGAGCAACAGCCUGCCGUGUCUUCUGUUGCUGGUGGCCGCGGGAGCGGACGUCGACGCGCCGGAGCAGAAGGCUGGGCGCAGCGCCCUGCACCUGGCUGUGGAGCAGGACAACAUCUCCUUGGCGGGCUGCCUGCUCCUGGAGGGUGAUGCCCACGUGGACAGUACCACCUAUGACGGAACGACACCCCUGCACAUAGCAGCCGGGAGAGGGUCCACCAGGCUGGCGGCACUCCUCAAAGCAGCAGGAGCAGAUCCCCUAGUGGAGAACUUUGAGCCUCUCUAUGACCUUGAUGACCCUUGGGAGGAGGCUGGAGAGGAUGAGGGCGUCGUGCCUGGAACCACACCUCUAGACAUGGCUGCCAACAUGCAGGUCUUUGAGAUAUUAAAUGGAAAACCCUAUGAACCAGAGUUCACAUCUGAUGAUUUGCCACCACAAGGAGACAUGAAACAGCUGGCGGAAGAUGCAAAGCUGCAGCUCUACAAGCUGCUAGAAAUUCCUGAUCCAGACAAAAACUGGGCUACUCUGGCACAGAAGCUAGGGCUGGGGAUCCUUAACAAUGCCUUCAGGCUGAGCCCCGCUCCUUCAAAAACUCUGAUGGACAACUAUGAGGUCUCUGGGGGCACCGUCAGAGAGCUGCUGGAGGCCCUGCAACAGAUGGGCUACACCGAGGCCAUUGAUGUGAUCCAGGCAGCGUUCUGCACCUCGGGGACCCCAGUCUCCAGCCCCGUGAAGACCACCGCUGCGGCCCACCCACUGCCUCUCUCCCCUUGCUCUGCAAGGCAGCACAUAGAUGACCUCCAGGAUGACAGCAUCUGUGACAGCGGCGUGGAGACGUCCUUCCGCAAACUCAGCUUCACGGAAUCCCUGACCAGCGGCGGUGGCUCGUUGCUACCUCUGAACAAAAUGCCCCACGAAUACCGACAGGAAGGACCCAUCGAGGGCAAAAUUUAACCUGCUGGCCCUUCCCCCUCCCUGGUAAACCAAAGCCCUCAAGUGUCACUGUUGUCAUCCCAAAGAAGGAAGGGAAAGGGCAUCCGGAGGUGCUCGCCGGAAGCAGAAUGGCUGCCCGGAUCAUUCUGGAUUUCAUUCACCGCCUUCUCCACUUGGCUUCCUCCUGUGAAUUGUAGUGGGUUCGCAUCCAGAUAGGGUCUACCAAUCCCAGCCCGUGGCCCAGCUGCGGCCGCAUGGGGGUGAGGUCGCUUCUUGAGCUUGUCCAGCUGCUACGGGCUUCCAGCUGUGUUCUGUUGCUGCUGCUGACCCUCCUGCUCCUCCCACUGUCAUUCCCAGGUAUCCCGUCCCUCCUCGGUUCCCUCUCACCAUCCACGGUUCUCAGUUAUGCAUUCAGAAUAAGGACUUACAAAAGAGAGAGAGAAAGAGAGAAAUAGUUUAACAUGAAAGUCACUGGCAUUCAAUUAAAAAAAAAACACAAGGCUUAUUGCUUUUUCUAAUGUGCUUACUGCUGGGAUUUGAAAAACAUGGACUUAUUGGUAUUUAAACGUGGCUACAAUCAGUGCUGAAAAUGGCAUUUUCCCCCUUUUCUGCAUUUUUGCUAUUGUAAAUAUGUUUUUUUUUAGAUCAAAUACUUUAAGGGAAAAAUGUUGGAUUUAUAAAUGCUAUUUUUAUUUUACUUUUAUAAUAAAAAGAAAAGCAAAUUGUUGACCUCA
This is a messenger RNA of Perognathus longimembris pacificus (Pacific pocket mouse), 3709 nucleotides long. It is a transcript of the gene Nfkb1, whose product is annotated as nuclear factor kappa B subunit 1. Gene Ontology annotation, molecular function: RNA polymerase II cis-regulatory region sequence-specific DNA binding; protein binding; DNA-binding transcription factor activity, RNA polymerase II-specific. Gene Ontology annotation, cellular component: cytoplasm. The transcript is spliced from 24 exons. Gene Ontology annotation, biological process: canonical NF-kappaB signal transduction; response to cytokine; innate immune response. The coding region runs from base 78 to 2996 and encodes 972 amino acids. NCBI's taxonomy places the organism in Eukaryota, Metazoa, Chordata, Mammalia, Rodentia, Heteromyidae. The record is from RefSeq and is a predicted model, not a curated record.